AUGCUAAAUGAAUCCAUAAUUCAUCAGCAAGGUCCGCUGAUGUGUGAUGGGCGGCUGGCACACCUGCUCCUCCCUGUCCUGCUCCUAUUGCGGGCCCCUAUGCUGUACAGUUUUGGAGAGCGCAUAUGUCCCAACAACUGCCGAUGUGAGGGCAAAACCGUACAUUGCGACUCCUCCAGCUUGUUGGAAGUGCCGGAGAACAUCACAGUGGGAAGCCAAGGACUGUCAUUGCGCUACAACGAACUGCAAACGUUACUGCCCUAUCAGUUUGCCCAUCUUGAAGCAACAGCUGAACCAACUUUCGGUCCGACAAGCGGCUUUCCCCCGAUGCUGCCUACCGACAUGUAUGACACACUGCCCCCGUACCGACCUCGACCCAUUCCAAACCCAACUGUGCCUGGCCACAUGAGCAAGAACCCUAGAGACUCAAUGUCCCGCCCUAGACCAACCCAGCCACCCCCUCCGGAAUACGAACACAUGACUCUGCACAAAGUUGUGGUCGGUAGCGUUGCCCUUUUCUUCACCAUGUCGCUCAUUUUGACAAUUGUGUACGUUGCAUGGAGGCGGUACCCGGCGGCCACUCGGCUGCUCCAGGAGAGCUCUGUGGUGGGACGAAAGCGCCGUAAAAAGAGCCCCGAGCCGGAGCAGAACCUUAGCUCCCAGUUGCAAGAGUAUUACAUGAGCUACAACCCGCACGCGGCCAGUCCCGAAGCGUUGGAGGUGCUCGGCAACGGCACGGGCUCCUGCACUUGCACGCUGACGAGAUCCCGCGAGUGUGAGGUAUGA
Messenger RNA from Knipowitschia caucasica, 786 nucleotides. Lineage: Eukaryota; Metazoa; Chordata; Actinopteri; Gobiiformes; Gobiidae. The record is from the annotation of a GenBank genome assembly.